Dentiscutata erythropus is the source of this 492-nucleotide messenger RNA. The record is from the annotation of a GenBank genome assembly. NCBI's taxonomy places the organism in Eukaryota, Fungi, Glomeromycota, Glomeromycetes, Diversisporales, Gigasporaceae.
AUGCGUUAUACUAAAGCUCGUUUAACCAAAUUCGGCACGUAUCUGUUAGAAGAUUUAGCCUUUGAAACCAUAAAGUGGAUUGACAACUAUGAUGAAACAGAAAAAGAGCCUAAAAUAUUGCCAGCUAACCUUAAUCUAUUGUUAAAUGGCUCCAGUGGUAUUGCGGUUGGUAUGAGUACUAAUAUUCCCCCUCAUAAUUUAGGAGAAGUGGUUGAUGUGGCGAUUAAUUUAAUUCAGGAACCAGAAAUUAGUUGGAGAGAAUCAAACAGCUUGUCAUCAUCAUCAAGAAGGAAUAAUGACAGAACCAUACCUUCAGUGGUAGAUAUUAAAAGAAAAAUAAUAGAUAGAAAGGGUGAUAUGUUAAUUCAUAGAGUUACAAUUGAAUUUGAAUGUGCAGAGACAGGUAGAUGGUUUGAAGAACAGAAUGGGACGAAGUUAUUGUUAGAAAGAGGAAUAAAGAUGCCAAAAAUAUUGAAAGACAUGUUUAAUUAA